Verticillium alfalfae VaMs.102 is the source of this 1710-nucleotide messenger RNA. RefSeq lists its product as hypothetical. Bases 1 to 1710 code for a protein of 569 amino acids. Gene Ontology annotation, molecular function: magnesium ion transmembrane transporter activity. Lineage: Eukaryota; Fungi; Ascomycota; Sordariomycetes; Glomerellales; Plectosphaerellaceae. Gene Ontology annotation, biological process: magnesium ion transport. The transcript has 3 exons. The record is from RefSeq and is a predicted model, not a curated record. Gene Ontology annotation, cellular component: membrane.
AUGGGCCUACUGGCUGCCAACGCAAAGUACAACGAGGAAGCUGGCGAGGGUUAUGGCUUCCUGAAGAACGCUUACUGGUGGGGCGGCAUGACGCUCAUGAUUCUCGGAGAGCUUUGCAACUUGGCUGCAUAUGCCUUCACCGACGCCAUUCUUGUCACGCCUCUCGGUGCGCUGUCCGUCGUGGUUACCACAGUUCUGUCUGCCAUAUUUCUUAAGGAGCGACUGAGCAUGGUCGGCAAAGUCUCCUGUUUUCUGUGCCUGACUUCGUCAUCAAGCCUGGAUUUCUGUCCUACGCUGGGCGUCAUCAUCAUUGGCUUUUUCGUCGCCGCGUUCUGGGCCGGCCCAAAAUGGGGCAAAAAGACCAUGUUGGUCUACAUCUCCAUUUGCAGCUGGAUCGGAGGCUUGAGCGUUGUCGCUACCCAGGGCCUGGGCGCUGCGAUUCUGACCCAGAUAGAGGGCACACCGCAGUUCAACAAGUGGUUCAUCUAUGUCCUCCUCGUUUUCGUCAUCGGUACUCUUCUCAUUGAGAUUGUGUAUCUCAACAAGGCGUUGAAUAUCUACAAUGCUGCCAUGGUCACGCCGACCUAUUAUGUUUACUUCACCAGCACAACGAUUAUUACGUCGGCCGUGCUUUUCCGAGGCUUCAAAGGCAGCGCCAAUCAGAUUGUGAGCGUCGUUAUGGGUUUCCUAACCAUUUGCGCCGGCGUUGUUUUGUUACAAUUAUCCAAAUCCGCCAUGGACGUGCCCGACACGGCUGUAUUCACAGGAAAUUUGGACCAGAUUCAUACUAUCGCCGAGCAGGAGCAGUCUGAAACUGAACCCAAAGCUGACGCCAUUCGUGGUGCUGCGGCCAUAGUCCGGAGCAUUGCUGGUACGAUCCGGAACCGUGCCCGAUCCGUAUUAACCCCAAACCGACCCGACUUCUCCCUCGACCCCAAGCAACACCCCCCGAUGCCCCCUGUUCCUCUGACGGACAUUGCAGUGUCUGGCUACCCGAUAAACGACGGAAGCUCUUAUCGCACAGGACCUCAUGACUCCGAUUAUGGCGUCUCAAACACAGAAUAUGCGGGCGCUAAGGGUGUAUAUCAUGCCCGGCAUGGAUCCCAUGUCAGUGGUGUUAGCGGCGGCAGCUCCUUCCUCGCACCUACGCCACCACCGCAUACAGCCAAGAGACAAUUUUCCUUCCAGAACAUCUUCAAACGAGGCCAGACAUCUUCUUCUGCCGUCGAGGCUGAUGACGAGCUCCCUCAUCCCCCACGGUCAGCUGGUCACUUGACGCGCUUCGGUCUGGGAUCGCGAGGCAAUUCCACUCCUCAGGUUAAGAACGCAACUGAAGAGGAGCAAGCUGGCCUUGUGAAAGGCGACUCACGGUCAAUGCCAGCGUUGCCUCGAUAUGAUGACGAUGAUGAUGAUGACGACGACGAUGACGAAAACGACGAGUACUACCCGGGAGAUGAUAAGAGACAUGCGCUGGGACACUCCGGCGAUGUAUCUUCCCCCCAGGCAUCUAGGUACGGUCGAGGCAUCACAGGAUCGCCACCGAGUAGGGCACGAGAGGAUCAAGAGGCACAAGAGGCAGAAUAUGAAGCACAGCGUUCCCGGUACAACACGUCACGUGGUGGCAGCGAGAGGAGCCCAUCACCACCGCCACCGCCACCACACAGAACUCCACCGCAUAGAAAAGGGGGCAACAGGGACGCCUUUAUGUGA